AUGCUUCAUUUAACAAGUUUGACAUUGUCAAAUAAUGACAAAUUUAUUAUUAUUAUUAUUAUUAUUAUUAUUAUUAUUAUUAUUAUUAUUAUUAUUAUUAUUAUUUUACCGUGCCACCGCCAACCCUCGCAGAAGAAGCAGGUCGCCUUCCGAGAACGUUUAACGGCCGAGCGACUCCGGCGGGCACGCAUCGUAAAUGUUUACGACAGAAUUAAGAAGGGGCCUAAUGGCUCUUUAAUACGCGGCCGCUGGGCAAAUUGGGCCGCAGUCCUGCAGCAGAGACGGUUGCUGCACGGCGCCUGCGUUUUUCACCGCUUCUCUUGCUCAUCGCGUUCGUUCGUAAAUGGAAGAAUAUUUGGGUUUUCCGGACUCGUCAGCUACUUUGGUUAUUACCCUCUAGUGGCAGUGAACCUCGCCCGCUGGAACGUGAUAUCCGACGCCGACCUACAUAUUGGUUAG
This is a messenger RNA of Gryllus bimaculatus (two-spotted cricket), 459 nucleotides long. The record is from the annotation of a GenBank genome assembly. NCBI's taxonomy places the organism in Eukaryota, Metazoa, Arthropoda, Insecta, Orthoptera, Gryllidae.